This is a messenger RNA of Closterium sp. NIES-65, 1437 nucleotides long. Lineage: Eukaryota; Viridiplantae; Streptophyta; Zygnematophyceae; Desmidiales; Closteriaceae. The record is from the annotation of a GenBank genome assembly.
AUGGACGGGCUUGUUCGCGACAACGCCAGCUUUACCGCUUCUCCAGCCGUACCUAUCGCCGCACCUCUCGCCGCGAUCGCUGGUCUCUCCCAGCCCGUGGAAAGCGCGCUCUACCUCUGGGGAUUCAAUAUCCGCGGGCAGACCAGCCACCGCGCGGGGCUUCGCGGGGAUCCGCGCACGUGGCGCUGCCAGCGCGCGCCGCUGCGGAUCGCGCGGGAGAAGUUCCGCGCGCGGGACGGGCAGCCCGUAGCGCUUGUUAGCGUGGCGUGCGGAUUGGAACAUAGCGCGGCGGUGGGGAUCGAUGGGAGCCUGUUCACGUGGGGGUCGAACGAGUAUGGGCAGCUGGGCGAUGGUACUGAGCAGAGCAGCAGGGAUCCUAACAAGGUAGCAGCCUUAGAGGAGGCAGGGGAGGAGGUGACUGCUGUGGCGUGUGGCGCGCAGCGCACUGCAGCUAUCACCCCCUGCUCUCAAAUUCUCCUCUCCACUUCUUCCUCCUCUCACCCUUCGUCUCUCCCUUCUCCCUACGGGGAACCCAUAAGGGUAGCAGCUUUGGAGGAGGCAGGGGAGGAGGUGACUGUUGAGGCGUGUGAUGCGCAGUGCACUGCAGCUAUUGCCUCCUCUGUUUCCCUCCUCUUCUCUCCCCUUGACCUGUCAUUUUCAUGCAGGGAGCCUACAAGAGUGGCAGCCUUAGAGGAGGCAGGGGAGGAGGUGACUGCUGUGGCAUGUGGCGCGCAGUGCACUGCAGCUAUCACCAGGCGGAGGGCGGAUGGGCGGGGGAGGGGGAAGAGGAGAGGGGGCAGCGCGGAGCAUGGGGGUGGCGGGGAAGAGGAGGGGGAGGAGGGGCGCCUGUGGGUAUGGGGCCAAAACCAGAAUUCCAACCUCCCUCGUCUCAUACGAGGAGCCUUCCCUCCCAAAACUGUGGUUAUUCAGGUGUCUUGUGGCGACUCACACGCUGCUGCCGUGUCCAACACUGGCCUGCUGCAGACAUGGGGCUACAACGAGCAUGGGCAGCUGGGCAUUGGCAGGGCGUGCGACGGGCUGCAGAAGCCCCACCUGGUCGCGUCCUUCCAGCGCUUCCUGGAUGACCCGCCUCUCACGUGCCCAGACAGUAUUCGCAUUGUGGCAGUGGCGUGUGGGGGGUUUCACACCGCUGCUGUCGACGCCCGCGGCGAGAUGUACACGUGGGGAGGGGGGUUGAUGGGCCAGCUGGGGCACCGAACGCUGCAGGCACGGGGUGGCACGUGCGAGGUGGUGCCGAGGCGGGUUGUGGCACUUGAAGGAGUUUCAGUAACGCAGGUGGCGUGUGGCCGCACCCACACAUGCGCCCUCACCCACAGGGGCGCUCUCUACAUCUGGGGAGCUGGCAGGGACGGGCAGUUAGGCACAGGCCCCACCUCCGCCUCCUCCUGCGAUGGGAUGCUCUUGACUUUUAUUUAG